UUGCAACUUAAUAACUCGAUAAUUCAAGUUAUCCACAAGAUAAUUCUAAUCUUAUUUCGAUUCUCCCUCAGAAAAUGCCAUUUUAUUGUUUAUUUUCAUCUGAAUUGGGCAAAAAUAUAGAUGGCUCUUCUCGUCCGUUCCCCGGAAAUGUGUUGUGUCCCCAAAAUUGUUAACGAUCUCAACCCUAAACCCAUCAAACUGCACAACUUGAAACCCUUGACGAAGGGAAAGGGAAUUAUUGGAGGAACGCGUGAGUUAAGAGCGAGUUGCGAAGUUAAGGAUUGUGGGGUUUUGGGUUUGGAUGAGAAUUUGAGGUUGUACGGUCAGUUCUCAGCUGCAGUGAAAGACGAAAAAGAAGAAAAGGAAAAUUACUACUUGAAUAUGGGCUAUGCUAUUCGCUCUCUCAGAGAGGACUACCCUGCCCUUUUCCACAGAGAACUCUGCUUCGACAUCUACAGGGAUGAUAUAGUGUUUAAGGAUCCUUUGAAUACAUUCACUGGCAUUGAGAAUUACAAGUCAAUCUUCUGGGCACUACGAUUUCAUGGCAGGAUAUUUUUCAAAGCUUUGUGGAUUGACUUAACUAGCGUGUGGCAGCCUGUUGAGAAUGUCAUCAUGGUUCGCUGGACCGUUCAUGGAGUUCCACGAGUUCCGUGGGAGAGCCGCGGUAGGUUUGAUGGAACCUCGGAGUAUAAGCUUGACAAGAAUGGCAAGAUUUUUGAACACAGGGUUCACAAUGUUGCUCUCAAUAAACCUCCUAAAUUUAAAGUGCUUCCUGUGGAAGAAUUGAUUCAGUCUAUUGGCUGCCCAUCAACUCCAAAACCAACUUAUUUUGAAACAUCCUCAUCUACAAAGAGAACUUGAUGUUUCUCAAGUUCUUCCAAACAGUUUUGCUGUAAAUUAAAUGUAGGGUAAAUAUAUUGAGCUAGAUCUUUAGCAACUUGUCAAACUUUGAAUUUUGUCUCACAAAGCUAAAUUGUGCUCAAAUCUAUUGGCUUAAGUAUAUAGGGUCUUUGUUGGGUGUUGUAAUUAGUUGAGUUUGGGGAGUUGUGUAUAUUGUAUAGUAUGUAUACAUAAUACGAUUGCAAGUUCUCUGGGCUUUAGCUAUUGCUUCGCAUAACCAAAUUUUGUAGUCAUCUGAUGGAAGAGCAUAGAUAUUUUCUAAUUUUAUUGUUACUAUUAAUUUAUGUAUGCCAGGAUGUUAGGGUACAAUCUACGAAGGUAUU
This is a messenger RNA of Abrus precatorius (Indian licorice), 1223 nucleotides long. RefSeq lists its product as uncharacterized. Lineage: Eukaryota; Viridiplantae; Streptophyta; Magnoliopsida; Fabales; Fabaceae. The record is from RefSeq and is a predicted model, not a curated record. The coding region runs from base 121 to 861 and encodes 246 amino acids. The transcript has 2 exons.